UCGAACUCUUAAAUCCAAUGGUUUCCGACUUAAUUUUCAAGUUUUCCUUGCUGAUCUAUAGAUUUUGUAGUUAUGCUGAAUUGCCACUUCUUCACCUGAUGUUCGUCUCACAAGCAACCUAAACCCUUCCGGGUCCAAUUGGUUUUGCUACUUAAGGCUUGUUAUUAUGCAUUAAUUGCAGGUGAAGGGUGAAGCCAAAGCGUUGUUUGUUACUUGAUCUAUGGAUCUUAAGUUCAGUUAUGUUCUCUUUCUCACCUGAUAUUGAUGUUGCAUGAACCACCAGGUUUGAUUGGCUUUGCUACUGAUAAUGUACUGGAGGUGAAAGCGUGAAGCUAGAGUUUAUUCAAAGUACAGACUAGAACGUGCUAGCAGUAGCUUUGCAUUUUGUUAUCACGUUGCCUGAUUAAUUAUUGUACACUUUAAAUUAACUAUCUUUUUGCCGGAAGAUACACUGACCAGGUAUGUUGUUCACUUGGUUCCUAUUUGUUCAGAUACAUCAAUUUGAGAUGCAGACCUACAAGUCAACCUUUAAUGUUCUAUCACUUAGAAGAUUAUUGUUGGACACUAGCAGUUCCUGGUUCGGAAUUGUAGAUCAUUUGGUCUAGCAUAUGGCAUUUAAAUACCAAGGCAUACCAUUAUCUUUGGUCUCCUAUGGUGGCUUUGCCGCCUUUUGUUUUGGUCUAUUGGUCUAAACUCUAAACAUUGUAAUGAAUGUACGUCUGUGUUGAAUCCUCUAGUGCAUAGGUCACGAGAGUUUGGUCUGCACCUUUAGAUAACCUGGUAGCACUUUUGCAAGAACAAAAUCUUGGAAGUUGGAAACCGGAGUCCCUUCUUCAGACAGAACGCAUAUCAAGUUUCCCCUUUCCAGAUCCUAACGCAGUAUUUAAGCCUAAAGUGACAAAACUAGCAUCCAGCAACCAUUACAGAACAGAUUCAUCACUUGCGAUUAAAUAAUAAGAAAACCGAGACUUACAAUGAGCAGGCUUCUUUAUCGAAAAAACAAUGAGCAGGCUUGGCAUCGAACUGACAUGUGUAAGCGAUCAGCGAAAUUGACAGGCUACUAGCUGAUUAACUUCCAUUAUGUAAAAGACCCUAGCCAAUUAGCUAUGUACAGAGCACAAGAAUCCUGCAUAAUUAGGCAGGGGUGUGGCACACAAGAAGAUGCUAAUUUGCAUUACGGAAAGCUAUUAUUCCUAGCCUAGCUGUCUCUGGACUUGAGCCGAAAGCAUAAGGGGGGAUGAUCCUUGGAGGGAAGUGCAAACCCAAAAGGGGUCAGAUUCUUGAAGGCUACCAUGGGGUAAAGCAAAUCCCAUCUCCAAGACUCCAAUGCUCUUCCCUGCUUCCAAGACAAGAGUUUCCUUGCCCUCUUCUAGCUGUUUCCCCCUUCUCAUCUUUCUCUCUUCACCACCUCAAAAUACAAGCAAGCCAUAUUUAAUGCAAGGCCUGGUGUGCCUUGGAGCUGUUGCUUCUCUACAAAUACAUUGUGUGCCAUGGACGGCGAUCUGAAGACGCGAAGGGUUCAGUUUUCUGGAGUAGGAAAGACAGACAAAGGUGCCAGGCAAUCUUCAACGAUACAGACGCAAGAAGACACAGCUUUUGGAAGAGCGCAAAUGAACAGCGACGAGGAAUACAGCGCUGCAUUUGCAGCCACAAUUGCUGCCGCAGCAUAUGCAAUCGCGGCACGAGAAGAGAAGCUAGAAGCUCAGAAGAAGCCCUUCCCCGUUGAUGUGCCGACUGCUGCGCCUCAUGUCCAGCCACCGAUCAAGAGAGGCGAAAGCACAAGAAAGCCUACAGGAGGCAGCAAGGUCUCAAGAUGGUUCAGUGCCAAAGAGACUGCAGAAGAUGACUACGACGGACCAGCCAAUGUAUCAGUAAGGAGGCCGCUGAAACCAGAACAGAGAAAGCCUGGAGGCACUGGCUCGGAUCAGAAGGUGCCACUGCCACUGCCACCAAAGAUGCUUGAUUCUUCUGUAAGUGCGAAGAAGCCUUCAGGUUCCUCCAGAAAAUCACCAGACAGGAGAGGGAGUAAGAGGUUUGAGCAGGAGCAGGCAAUUCAGAGGGCACCAUCAGCUGUCAGGCCAGCGACAUCAUAUCAGUCCAGACGGAACGACGAUGUCGCAGCUGGAGUAACUGCUAUUGCCGGCACACAAACCAAGGCUGAAGCAUGGGAGAAGGCAAAGCUUGCAAGAAUCAGGGAGGAGUACGACAAGAUGAUCGAGACCAUAUCUGAAUGGGAAACUGAGAAGAAGGUGAAGGCCAAGCGCCAAAAAGAACAAAAAGAGGUUGAGUUGGACAAGAAGAGAGCAAAAACACUGGCAGAAUACAAUCAGGAAAUGACAAGGAUCAACAAAAUUGCUGGAGGGGCAAGGUCAAUGGCAGAGGAAAGGAAAUAUGAUGAUGAGAAAAGGAUCAGAGAGAAGUCGAAGAAGAUACGAUCAACUGGAAAGUCUCCCCGUGGGUGCUGCUUUUGAAAUAUUACAUUCUACAAAAUUUGGAAAAUGAAGGGCAACGGCUUAAAUGCUACAUAAGUUUCACAAUAGCCAUUUAUUGUAUUGCAAAAAGUGAUUGGUUUGAUGAAUGGUAAGAGUGUAUAAUUGCAUCCGACAUGCAAUGGUAUUGUAUUGGGAGCAGCAUAAACAAGUUAUAAGGUUGUCUGGUUGUGGAUAAUCAAAAGUACAACAAAUGUGUGCAUAGAUCAUCAAUACAAAGCAGGUAUUGUAGGAAAAUA
Molecule: messenger RNA, 2728 nt
Organism: Lolium rigidum
Lineage: Eukaryota; Viridiplantae; Streptophyta; Magnoliopsida; Poales; Poaceae
Product: remorin 1.4-like
Exons: 6
Coding region: 1491-2471 (326 amino acids)
Source: RefSeq, a predicted model, not a curated record